AAGGCAAGUUCACCAGCGGGAAAAAAAGAGCGGCUAAAAACUCAAAACUCGAAACCCCACCACUCUCCUCGAAGUCUCCGGCGCUCGCAGCAAAUCCAGCAUCGGCGGUGAAUCGAUGGGAUGGCGGCGGCGGGAGGGCGGCGGCGCCGUCGCCGGCGCGGCCUCGAGGCUUCGGUUCGCGCCGUCCUCCAACCACCUGCUCGUCUCCUCGUGGGAUUCGGGGCUGAGGCUGUACGACGCAGACGCGUGCGAGCUCCGGAUGGAGGCGAAAUCGGAGGCGGCGCUUCUAGACUGCUGCUUCCAGGAUGAGGCCGUGGCGCUCACAGGUGGCUCCGAUGGAUCCAUAACCAGGUAUGACUUGCAUUCAGGGGCUCAAGGUACUAUUGGGCAACACCACGAAGUGGUUUCCUGCAUCGAGUUCUCCCAGAUAACUGGUCAAGUUGUAACUGCUACCCUUGACAAAAAGUUAAUGUUCUGGGAUUCUCAAACAAGAAAUGUGAACCCGAACAGCAUAAAAAAUUUGGAUUCAGAUGUGGCAUCACUUUCAGUCUGCGAAAUGUAUAUAUUAGCAGCAAUUGAGAGAGAAGUUUACAUUUAUGACAUGAGGAACCUGAUAGGACCAGUAAAAGUAAAAGAUUCCCCUGUGGAAUAUCAUUUAAGAAGCCUUCACUCUUCUCCAGAGUGGAAAGGAUACGCAGCAGGAUCUGUGGAUGGAGUUGUUGCAGUGAAGUACUUUGAUCGUGGAACCGAUGGUGAUAUGGGAUAUGUUUUCCGGUGUCAUCCAAAAUCUAGAGAUGGAAGAUCCAGUAUGGUUCCCAUUAAUAGCAUCGGAAUUCAUCCGUUUGACAAAACUUUUGUUACUGGAGAUAAUGAAGGAUAUGUCAUUGCCUGGGAUGCUCAAUCAAAAAAGAAGCUGCAUGAGUUUCCUAUCUACUCAGGCAGUGUGGCAUCGAUAGCGUUCAAUCAUAAUGGUCAAAUUUUUGCAGUUGCUUCAAACAGCAACUAUCAAGAAUCAGAUAAAAUGGUAGAGGAGCACCAGAUAUUUUUCGAAAUGAAGCAGCACUUCUAAGGAGGUGUGCCUCACCUUUUAGCAGGAGGUCCCUACCUUCAUGUUGUACAACUAAUCGAGCUAAACUUAUUCGUAGGUAUUCUUUUCCACCCCAUCAUUUUGUUAGCUGCGCAGGAUGUAGCUGAACGUUGUUGUAUUGUUGUAUGGGGAAGCAUUAUACUCAUACAAAUUAGCAGGUUUACCUAUCUCAGCUUGUGUAGGCAUGUGAUUGUUCUCAAGCAAGGGCAGGGUAGAUUUGUAGCGACUGUGUGUAAACUAGUACAUCAUGUACUGUAUGUUCAAACUGCUAUUAGGAAAUGUAACACAUGUUAUUGGACAUUUGGACUUGGAUCUGGUUAUGCAAAAUGGUUGAAGCAAA
This is a messenger RNA of Oryza sativa Japonica Group (Japanese rice), 1427 nucleotides long. RefSeq names its product mitotic checkpoint protein BUB3.3. The record is from RefSeq and is a predicted model, not a curated record. Gene Ontology annotation, cellular component: nucleoplasm; bub1-bub3 complex; kinetochore. Gene Ontology annotation, molecular function: ubiquitin binding. NCBI's taxonomy places the organism in Eukaryota, Viridiplantae, Streptophyta, Magnoliopsida, Poales, Poaceae. Gene Ontology annotation, biological process: mitotic spindle assembly checkpoint signaling.